This is a messenger RNA of Suillus clintonianus, 3096 nucleotides long. RefSeq names its product NADH-dependent glutamate dehydrogenase. The transcript has 18 exons. Gene Ontology annotation, cellular component: mitochondrion. Bases 1 to 3096 code for a protein of 1031 amino acids. NCBI's taxonomy places the organism in Eukaryota, Fungi, Basidiomycota, Agaricomycetes, Boletales, Suillaceae. The record is from RefSeq and is a predicted model, not a curated record. Gene Ontology annotation, molecular function: L-glutamate dehydrogenase (NAD+) activity.
AUGACUCUCCUCAAUGGACAUGACUCCGGCGCGAGCACCGAGGAAUCCCUGCAGCGUGUCAGGAACCUGUCUGGCUAUGCUACGCCCGUAUUCAACGGCAAAGAUGAACAACGCGCCAAGGUGAAAGUUGAUGUGACUGCCAAGGGAUUCAUUCCUCGCGAGCUGGUUGAGAACGAGGUCAACUGGUUCUACUCUCAACUCGGCAUCGAUGACACCUACUUUCAAAAUGAAUCGCCCUCUGUGAUAUCUGAUCACAUCAUCGCACUCUUUGGUGCCAAGAUUCUCGCAUAUACGAAGCACGAUUCCAACAAGCUCGUCAUUGACCUAGAGAAGAUCGACGAGAAAGGAAAUAGAGCAACUUUUAUCCACACCAGUUUGCCGGGUCUCACUGCUACUGAAGGCCCUGGCGCUACUUGCGAAUCGAGAAUUGACUCUUUAUACCUCGACAACUCAACUCCGUCCGAAUGUUACCGCCUUGAAACUUACCGAUCCACUGGAUCCAUAUCAGCAACAGCAGCCAAACAUUUGCGAUGUUACUUCAUCACCAAGUGCAGCUUCCCUUCCCCACCCCCACCCCCAACUCGGGCGGAUGGACGUACCGAUAUCCGCACUGUCUCCGACACUGCUUUCCUCGAGAGUGCGAGCCCACAUACUCUUCUGGUGUACCAGAAGAUCAUGUGGCAGGCCGAAAGCCGCUAUGGUCCUGUAAUGGAAGUAUACGAAGUUGAAGGCACGCGUGAGAGGCGUCUUGUCAUUGGAUACAAGAUGGGCGGCACUUCCCGGUUCUUCAGCGCUCUCUCGCACCUCUAUCACUUUUACCAGCUGUUCUCGGCCCGAAAGUAUGUAGAGCAGUUCUCCAAUGGGAUCACCAUCAUCUCUCUAUAUCUGAACCCGAUGCCUGACUCAACGGCCGCGCCGAUUGAACACUCCAUAUUCCAGGUGAUGAAAGAGGCAUCCCUUCUGUACUGCCUCCCCGAUAACCCCUUUUUUCGCGACUCCGUUAACUCUGGACAUGCUGUGCAAGAGGCGACCUAUGCUUAUUGCGGUUGGGUUUUCGCUCAACACUUCUGUAAUCGCCUGGGUCCCGCAUACCACCACCUCAGGGUCAUCUUGGAUGAGUCAAACCCUUCACACGCUGAGGUGCUCAAUGAUAUCAAGAGACGCUUCAGAGAGGAAACUUUCACGCGGGAGAGCAUUGCUCAAGUCAUCCAUGCACAUGCGGAAAUUAUUCGCCUCCUUUACGUCAACUUCGCCAUGGUACACUAUCCAGCUGCGGACCAGACGUCGCGGCUGCGUCCUACUCUCUCCUACCAGCGUCUUCAAACGACACAGCCCCUGUCCGACUCUGAGUUGCACGAUAAAAUCAGACGUGCAGUCCCGAACAAGCAAGAUCUACAAGUUCUCGAGAGCUUCCUCAUUUUCAACAAGCACGUUCUGAAGACGAAUUUCUAUCAGCCAACCAAGGUUGCACUGUCGUUCCGUCUUGCCCCAGAUUUUUUGCCCCAGGGUGAAUAUCCAACACCACUUUUCGGAAUGUUUCUCGUCAUCGGAAACGAAUUCCGUGGCUUUCACAUUCGUUUCAGAGACGUUGCCCGCGGCGGUAUUCGUAUAGUCAUGUCGAGCAACGAGGAGAACUACAUAAUUAACAAGAGGAUGCUAUUCGAUGAGAAUUACGGAUUAGCUGCCACCCAAUCUUUGAAGAACAAGGACAUUCCCGAAGGAGGCGCCAAGGGUACCAUUUUGCCUUCUCUUGGAGCACCGCCCAGACGCUGCUUCGAGAAGUACAUUGAUGCAAGCGCCAUCAUCGACCUCCUUAUCCCUAGCCAAAGCUCAGGAAUCAAGGAACGCCACGUUGACUUGUAUGGGAAACCGGAAUUGUUGUUCUUCGGGCCUGAUGAGGGUACGGCAGACAUGAUGGACUGGGCAGCAUUGCACGCUCGUGACCGUGGUGCCGAGACAUGGUGGAAAACGUUUACCACUGGCAAGAGUGCGAUGCUUCUGGGCGGUGUCCCCCAUGAUACAUAUGCAAUGACAUCGUUAUCUAUUCGUCAAUAUGUUCUCGGCAUUUACAAGCAGUUUGCGCUGAGGGAGACGGACAUCACAAAAGUGCAGACUGGUGGUCCUGACGGAGAUCUUGGUUCAAAUGAGAUAAUCUUGAGCUCUGACAAGACCAUUGCUAUUAUUGAUGGCAGCGGUGUCCUGGCCGACCCUGCAGGCAUCAACCGGAAGGAACUCAUUCGCCUCGCCAAAUUACGCGUACCCGUGUCUCAUUUCGACAAGACCAAAUUGAGCAAGGACGGAUAUCUCGUCAAGGUCGAGGAACAGGACGUCAGGCUUCCAUCUGGAGAAGUCGUUCUGGAUGGUACCGACUUCAGGAAUGGUGCUCACUUCCGUUUCAAGGCAGAUCUUUUUGUGCCUUGCGGUGGACGCCCUGAAGCUGUAAACAUCUCCAAUGUCGCUGCUUUGACGGAUACGGAAGGCAAACCCCACUUCAAGUACAUUGUUGAGGGUGCAAAUUUGUUCUUCACUCAGCAGGCAAGGUUGCACUUGGAGAAGCGCAGGGUUAUCGUGUUUAAGGACUCCAGUGCGAACAAGGGCGGUGUGACGAGCUCCUCACUUGAAGUGCUUGCCGGUCUCGCUCUCACAACCCAGGAAUACCUCGACCUCAUGAUCUUCAAGGACGGGAUGCAGUCGGACUUCUACCGAAACUACGUAAAGGACAUUCAAGCCAAGAUUGCUGAGAACGCCGCCGCAGAGUUCCAUUGCAUUUGGCAAGAGCACGCCCGCCUCCAAGGUGCCAAGCCCCGAACGCAGAUCUCGGACGAGCUCUCCAUCAUGCUCAACGACUUGCAGGCUAAGCUCGAACAUUCCGACUUGUUCAAGGAUGCCCCGAGCCGCAAAGGGGUCAUGAGACGCGCUAUACCCACCACAUUGGUGGAGCAGGUCGGUCUCGAUGUCCUGCUGGAGAGGCUCCCCGAGCCAUACCAGCGCGCUCUGUUUUCGAGCUGGGUUGCUUCGCAUUUCAUUUACAGAUACGGCGUUAACAGUUCUACUAUAGACUUUUUUCAUUUCGCUCGGGAUCUUGCACAGGAAUGA